Molecule: messenger RNA, 801 nt
Organism: Geodia barretti
Lineage: Eukaryota; Metazoa; Porifera; Demospongiae; Tetractinellida; Geodiidae
Source: the annotation of a GenBank genome assembly
GUGACCUGGACUCCUCCUGAUCCUCUGGAUGGUAUCACUGGCUACACCAUCUCCUACACUGGAGGAGGCAGCAGUGGUAGUGAGGCUGUCAGUGGUGGAAACACUAUGAGUCACACUCUGACUGGUCUCACCAAUGGACAGACCUACACCAUAUCAAUUGUAGCCACAACCAAUGCCAAUGGUCUGUCUAGUGCACCAGUGCAGGCCACUGUUGGUUUAGUUCCAUCUGCUCCAGUCCUUGACUCAACUCCAACAGUCACUACGGAUACCAUCACCAUAUCUGGUAGUGUUCCCAGUGGCUCAGUGGUGACUGGCUAUGUGGUCCAGUGGCAGAGAGACACCUCACUUGUCUGUCCUGAUCUGAGGGAUGAUGGUAGUAUCACUGAGACUAGCAGUAGUUUCACUGGACAUACAAUAACUGGACUAGAGCCAGGCAAUAGGUACACCAUCACUGUGACAGUCUCUAAUGGAGCUGGUAGUGGUCCUGUCAGUAAUGCUGUUACUGCAAUGACUGAGGAGGCAGCUCCCAGUGGUGCUCCUGGCCCAAUCACUCUAGUUACAGUCACACCAAACAGUGCCAUUGUCCAGUGGGGAGAGGUGAUUUGUCCCCAGAGAAAUGGAGAGAUCACAGACUACACAGUUACUGCAACCAACUCAGGUGGAAUGGAGGAAGGAACUGCUAGUAUUAAUGUAGAUGCUAGACAAGCCACAAUCUCUGGACUGACUCCAUCCACACAGUAUACUGUGUCAGUAGCUGCAGUCAAUAGUGCUGGUACUGGACCUUCCACUACCCUCUCUGUA